ACAUUUGUAUAUGCACAAAUUUAUAAAUAUUUUAUAAAAGAAGAAUAUAUGAAUACGUACUACUGAAUACCUGAAUUAAUACACACCAGAAAUUUACAUGAAUAAACUUCUCUGUUACUAAAGCCUUUACAGUACAUUAAUAAAUAUACAAAUACAUUUUAAUAUAUAAAUUAGUCAAUCUCAAUUUAAAGUAAAAUUAACAAUCUGUAUUAUAUAAAAUAUACUUAUAUCAAUAUAUAUAAUUAAUUGUAUAUUUACAUAUAUAAUAUUAAUCUAUUCAACGUAAUAAAUACAAUUCUUGUAUUCGUUAUACCUUUCAAAAUCGUUAACGGUUUUCGUCCGUUUAUUUUCCCGCCUUCAGGUGCUAUUGUUAAAAUCUGUUUUUCUUAGUCAACUACAAGAUAUUUUAAUUUAUAAAUAACUCCUACAUUUAUUUAAAUUAAAAGUGAGUGUACUAAUGAAUAGUUUUAUUAUUUAUGUUUCUGAAAAUACUGAAAUUUAUAUGUACAACAGCUGACAUAUGAAAAUUUAUAGGUUAAAUAGUUUUUGUUAGUGCCUAGUACUUACAUGUAUUCAGUUGUUUCUUAUUCUACGCGCGAAGAACGAUUUGUUUAUGUUUUAUUGUGAGCUAUUAAAAAACAUAUUGUCACGGUGUAUAAUUGCAAAUAUCUAGUUAAACAAUCAUCUGUUUAACAUGAAACUUCAUUGUAACAUAAAAGUAAACAAUAGAUUAUUUACAACAAAUGUAAUAAGAAGAAAGCCAUUACGUUCCAUAAUAGCAAUUGGGAGACAAACAGUAAAAAAUAUGGACAUAUAUCUGCUUUUGCAAACAUUACAAAAUAAGCAUGGUACUAAAUACAAGGUUAAUAAUAAUGUAGACAAAAUAUAUAUAAAAUUUAUUAAUGAAGGAAAAGCCACAAUUAGCUUUAUAGAACCACCUCAUGAUUUAAUUAUUCAAUCUGAUAAAAUUCAACUCAAAAGUUUUAUUCACAUUUUAAAACUUGCAAUAAUUAAAAAGGUUGAUCCAUCAGUUCUUGAUAUUUCAAAUUUGAACCCAAAAUGUAUGAGUUCUGCACCAAAGAUUAAAGUAGUGAUUAAUAAAUCUUCUGAAUAUCCAACUUUAGAAGGUUUUCCAAGAACAACUGAAGAAUUAUAUUUAGUAGGAUUAAAUAGAAAAUCAUUCGAUAGGCAAAUUUUAAGACUCCAAAGCUUAAGAAUUUUAAAUUUGUCUAACAAUCAAAUUUCAUCUUUACCAAACGAACUUGGCACUUUACAGCAUUUACAAGAACUUAUUUUAUCACAAAACCGGCUUGAUAGGGCUUUCAAAUGGGUAUGGUUAAAUCAAGUUGCUAUAAGAUCUAACUUAAAAUUAUUGGAUAUAAGUAAUAAUUUGUUAUACAAAUUACCACAACAAAUUGGAAAACUUGAGAGUCUUGUUAAUUUGAAGGCUAGUCAGAAUAUGUUAUCAUUCUUACCACAGAGUCUUGGAAAUUUACAUAAUUUAAAAUAUUUAGAUCUAUCAAAAAACAAAUUACGUUACUUACCUGGAAGUAUAAGGAAUUUACAUUUGAUUACAGUAGACGUAUCAAACAAUGACUUUUCUUCUGUACAUUAUGCAUUAUAUUCUAAGUCUAAAAUAAAUGUGCCAAGUUUAACUGAAUGUGCAGCUACGUCAUUUCUGAAAACAAGAUGUUCAUAUGAUGCAAGCAUAAUUCCAUUUACAUUGGUAAAGUAUUUAGAUGAGGCAAAGUAUUGUCUCUGUGGAAAUCCAUGUUUUCAUUAUUAUCUAAGAAAAUUUGUGAGUUUUGAUUGCAAUAUAGCAACAAAUAUUAUAAAGUCAACAGAAUCUACUCUACUACCAUUUGAUUGCUACUUCUGUUCAAGUAAAUGUGUAUAUUAUGCAAUGUUUUGUAAAUAAUUUAUUAUUUUUAAAUUGAGCAUUAAAAAGAUAUUUAAAAAUA
Molecule: messenger RNA, 1961 nt
Organism: Bombus huntii
Lineage: Eukaryota; Metazoa; Arthropoda; Insecta; Hymenoptera; Apidae
Gene: Lrr47
Product: leucine-rich repeat protein 1
Exons: 5
Coding region: 695-1918 (407 amino acids)
Molecular function (GO): protein binding
Source: RefSeq, a predicted model, not a curated record